UGUCGACUUUCGUUCUCCUUCUCCGUACUCUUCUUUUUAAUUCGACCACUUCCCCAGCUUUGUCAUCUACGGACAAACUAUUCUUUCAAUAUCACUUUUUCAUUCUUUAUCCAACCCCAAAGUCCGAUAUCACUUUUUUAUUUGGACCGGUUCUACUCAGUGGCUCAAGCUAGCUUGCUACUUGCGCCCACCCUCCCACUCACCCACUUAUCCAUAUUUACCCGCACAUACCAAAUUCAUCAUCGUUGUCGACAGCAGCAGCAGAAGCAGAAAAGACAACUAUAGCAAAUAUGCCCGGCGCUCCAGAACUCAUUGAUGUUAUGGCGUUCAGCAACGACGAUAACCUUUUGAUGAUGAGAAGCACAGCGAGCCUGUACUCGUCGCAGGGCCUGCUAAGCGGCAUGCUUACUCUUUAUCGGAACAGGCUACUGUGGAGCGAGGUGUCAAGUAAGUCGUCAUAUCUAUGCACAUGCUCGUUUGUGCUAAAAAAGAAGGUGUUUUCUAUUGCGUUGUCCGUGACCUGUUUAUCUUUUUUCUUUACCGCCUUUCAGCAUGUGGGCUACUUUAUGGUGCUGUGAUUGGUGAGCCAAUCGGGCAGUUUCAUAAAGUUUCCCAGCUGCAGCCUGGUGUGCAUGAGCGUUAGAAUAUAAAAUGAAGAACACAUGAUUGCUGAUAUUUAAAUCACGAUACUAUGUGUCAUCUUAUAGGCCGCUCGUCAAACAUGCUUACC
Molecule: messenger RNA, 730 nt
Organism: Kickxella alabastrina
Lineage: Eukaryota; Fungi; Kickxellomycota; Kickxellomycetes; Kickxellales; Kickxellaceae
Exons: 1
Coding region: 291-578 (95 amino acids)
Source: RefSeq, a predicted model, not a curated record